AUGGAGAGCCUGCGCAUACUGGUGCUGGGAGACGUGGGCGUGGGGAAGAGCUCCUUCCUGAAGCUAAUAACGGAGAGGUUCUCCGAAAUAUACCCAAUUAAUUUCUUCGACUACUACAUGCACCUAGAGGAGGAAGAGGAGGAGGGGAACAAAUUUGUAAGUUCCAAAGAUUUAGCCGAAAAUAAUUGCAAAACGAAGAGGGUCCAGGCCUUGGUAGAGUCUAUGUUCUUUCAAGCUAAAAAGAAUUUCCUAGAAUUUAUUGAAAGCAAAAUGAAUGGUCAUCAUUUUUUUUGCGAGCAAAGACACAAGUACACCUACGGAUUUGAAAUUUUUACUUUUCUAUGGCACAUGGAUAAGGCAUAUAACAACAACAAAUUUGAGAAGAAUAUUCCCCUGAACAUAAGGCAGCAACCUGGGGGAGGCUUUUCCAACAUGCUGGCUGUUCGUGGGCAGGAAGAGAAGGCACUUCUGGUGGAGUUCCUCGAAAUAGGAGGUAUCCAAACGUACUCGUGCAUCCGAAAUAUUUUUUACACAAAGCACGAUGGGAUUCUACUUGUUUAUGACUCUUCAAAUAAUAGGUCCUAUCACAAUUUGGCCAAAUGGAUGUACGAAGUGUAUGAGCAUAGGAAGCCUCCAUCGGAUGUGUUUUGCUCCGCCAAAAGGGGUCGAAAUAAAUUUUGGAACCUGUUUAAGGGCGCCGAUGCGAAGGAGGAUAACCAGGGGACGGGGGACGGCCCCUCCGGGAGGGGGAUACCCAAGGGCUGCCCUGAUCACGGCGGGUGCGGGGGCUUCCGCGACUUGCACGGGCAUAGGAAAAGCGGCGCCCACGUGGGGUGCAACGCGGAGUGCAAGGCGAAGUACAACACAUCGUACAACAGGGCGUACAUCACAGCGCACCCCGCGGAGAGCUAUGCCCACCGGAGUGCUAACCGCCACCUGGAGGAAGACCAAGACCAGGACCCCUUCGCCUCCGAUGACGACUCGGACCUCGAAAAGGGACGCGCCAAAAAGGGGGACCAAAUUCUCAAGGGAGAAAUACCUAUAGCUUGCAUAGCCACCAAGAUCGACAAGAAGAACGCCAAAGAAAAACCAGCCUCCGUGAAAACGCCCGAAACUUCCAUUUUUUACAAAUUUUUUUUCCCAGAUCUUUCUGCCAACGCCACGAAUGAGGCUGCAAACGCGCACAAGGAUAAUUUAAAGCGAAAGAAAGAAAUCCUGAAGAAACUGGAAAAUCAUAUCACCCAGGCGACUGAAAUUAAGGCAAGUUCCAUCGAUUGUGUCGUUGACAUCGAGAAAUUUAUGCAUUUCCUCAGGCGCGUGUACGAGAAAAAGUACAUCUCGCCUGGGCUGGAGGGGUAG
Molecule: messenger RNA, 1359 nt
Organism: Plasmodium vivax (malaria parasite P. vivax)
Lineage: Eukaryota; Apicomplexa; Aconoidasida; Haemosporida; Plasmodiidae
Exons: 1
Coding region: 1-1359 (452 amino acids)
Biological process (GO): intracellular protein transport
Cellular component (GO): endomembrane system
Molecular function (GO): GTP binding; GTPase activity
Source: RefSeq, a predicted model, not a curated record